This is a messenger RNA of Asterias rubens (European starfish), 1759 nucleotides long. Its product is annotated as glycerol-3-phosphate dehydrogenase 1-like protein. NCBI's taxonomy places the organism in Eukaryota, Metazoa, Echinodermata, Asteroidea, Forcipulatida, Asteriidae. Gene Ontology annotation, molecular function: glycerol-3-phosphate dehydrogenase [NAD(P)+] activity; protein homodimerization activity; NAD binding. The transcript is spliced from 8 exons. The coding region runs from base 217 to 1281 and encodes 354 amino acids. The record is from RefSeq and is a predicted model, not a curated record. Gene Ontology annotation, biological process: glycerol-3-phosphate catabolic process; carbohydrate metabolic process. Gene Ontology annotation, cellular component: glycerol-3-phosphate dehydrogenase (FAD) complex; cytosol.
CGAAUGAAUUGUCGUAGUUUAGAAAAGGUUCACAGUGGAGUCCCGUGUGCGUUCAAAGGUCAUUGAGAGAUUGAAUGAUUUCUACGCGUGUGUGUUUUUAACUGGAGGCUGACCUCUUUUCCUUGAACUCCAGGGCCGCAACAUUCUGCAAAUUCGUGUUGCAACAUUUUCUUCGUAAUCAACAGUGUUUAACAGUCCUCCUUUGCUCUGCUAACAAUGUCUUCACCACCAUCAUCAGAACCUUUGAAGGUUUGCAUCCUUGGCUCUGGCAAUUGGGGUUCUGCCAUCGCAAGGAUAGUCGGCGCCAACGCAAAGGCCAAUAAUGAAUUUGUUGAUGAAGUCAACAUGUGGGUGUUUGAGGAGAUGAUUGAGGGAAAGAAACUAACUGAAAUUAUCAACACUACACACGAGAAUGUUAAAUACCUGAAGGGAUACAAGAUUCCAGAGAAUGUGGUUGCGAUCCCAGACGCUAAAGACGCAGUGAAAGGAGCAAACAUCAUCAUAUUUGUCAUACCACAUCAGUUCAUUGAGAGGAUCUGUAAAGAUAUUCAAGGCUGUGUUGAGAAAGAUGCUUUGGCAAUCUCCCUGAUCAAGGGUGUGACUGUUAAGGACAAUGGUUUGCAGUUGAUAACGGAAGUCAUCAAAUCUUAUCUCAACAUCGAAGUCAACUGUUUGAUGGGAGCAAACUUGGCCCCUGAAGUGGCAGCCGGAUACUUCUGCGAAACAACAAUAGGUUGUCGGGACGCUGAAGCCGGUAAAAUGUUGAAGACACUUUUCCAGGCAGACUACUUUAGAAUUGUGGUUGUUGAGGAUGCGACAACAGUAGAGCUAUGCGGAGCGCUAAAGAAUAUAGUAGCUGUUGGUGCCGGAAUCGUUGACGGUUUGGGUCUUGGAGACAACACUAAAGCUGCCGUUAUCCGACUGGGUUUAAUGGAGAUGGUGGCCUUUGCCUCGGAGUUCUACAAGAAUACCGAGACAGCAACAUUCUUGGAAAGCUGUGGAGUUGCUGAUCUCAUCACCACUUGUUACGGAGGAAGGAAUCGAAGGGUGUCUGAGGCAUUUGUAAAAACGGGAAAGAGUAUUGAAGAGCUUGAGAAAGAGAUGUUGAAUGGUCAGAAACUACAAGGUCCAGAAACUGCUCGAGAGGUUAACCUCAUGCUCAAGGCUAAAAAUAUGACAGAUAGAUUUCCUCUGUUUACAGCAAUCUUCAAGAUCUGUUACCAAGACCUUCCUGCAAAGGACCUGAUUGGCUGCUUAAACAAUCACCCCGUUCACAUGUAGACACUUGGUGAUCACCUGACCUGAUCACAUGGUCAGUUUCAGCAGUCACCUGACAAAGUUCACUUGCUGACCAUGUGGUCUCAACAAGCUAUCACAUGGUAUACACGUAUAUAUUUAUGACAUGUAAAGAGACUACUAAACUGGUCUUCAUGUGAUUGGUAGUCACAUGGUUAGACCAUGACCACGUGACCACAUGGCACGUCACCUGAUCUAGUCUCAUGUGAACAAUGUGGUGAAUGAUCACAUGACUCACAUGUAGACCAUGUGAUCAAGUUAAAUACUGAACAGGGCCCAAUUUCACAGUCUGCUUAACCAGCAAAUAGUGUUUAAUUUUUUUUAGCUAAUCAAAAAAAUACAUUGGGUGUAAGCAAGCACAUUUCUUGUUCACAGUAAGCAACAUCUCCAUUAAAGCCAUUGGACCCUUUCGGUACAGAAAAAAAGAAGAACAAAAAUCACAGACUUACAAAUAAUUUACAGG